This is a messenger RNA of Paramuricea clavata, 5326 nucleotides long. The record is from the annotation of a GenBank genome assembly. NCBI's taxonomy places the organism in Eukaryota, Metazoa, Cnidaria, Anthozoa, Malacalcyonacea, Plexauridae.
CCAGCUUCAAAAUGGAGUGCCUGUCAUCUGGUGCAAUGUUUGGGAACUUUAAAGAUUCAUUUGGAUAUUCCAACCUCAACAGCUCACGUCUUUCUAAAAUAGACUUUGAAUCAAGCCUUUUCAAUGGCGUUGUACUCUCUUAUUGGGAUAAUAUUAUAGGUCCAAGACUAGGCCAUCUUUGGUUGCAGUGCGAGGAAAAAUGCACGGAGGACAGUGUCAAAUAUGUAGUCACACACAAUUUAAAUGGUGAACUGACGCGGCAAGCACCGCCAAAUGCUGUAGAUACAAAAAUUUUUAUCAUCAAAGAACGUGGUCUGGUGUUUUCGUCUUACAUAUUCACUGGUAUUUCCAAAGGAGCCGGAGAAACAUUGUAUUCAUUAAGCUUGUUACUUCCGUUUUCUGCUUUGAAAGAAUACAUGCAGUAUCAGGAGUUAGUUGAUGUUAGAAUGAAAUUACUUGUAGCUAAAUUCAGGGUUUUACAAGAGAAGGUAUGUGAUGGAAUAUGUUUAGGGACUGUCAAUAAUUCAUUUUUAAUCAUGAUCUUAGUCCAAGCUUGCUUUGACCCCCUGCCAUUGUGGACCGUCAAUCCAGGUUGGAAAACAUUAAGGCCUGUUUACAAUUUUUGCUGUGAUUUUAGGUACAAUUUUGUUCUUCUGAUGGAUGUGAACGAGUGGAUAAGCUAUGAACCUUCAGAUGAGGGUAUACAUCUACUCAGAACAUUUAUCACUCAUCUACUCAUUCACAUGCAUCAGAAGAAGAAAAUCGCAGCGAAAAUCGCAGCGAAAAUCGAAGUGUAAACAGGUCUUUAGGAAUGUGCCGGAUAGUCUUUUGCCAGAUAACGAAUAGUAGCAGGUAGUGGGAAAAUGAUAACCGGAUACUGAUUGUUUUUCUCAUAAUACCUGGUUGCUCUGAACUCACAAACGUUAUGUAUAGUUCAUUGUUUUACUAUGCACCUUAUCUCUUUAUUACACUGACCUGAAAUGUCAAGUGUGUUAAAUCCCUAAUUUUCUGUUUUCUUCUGUUUUCUUCAUCGUCGAGAAAUAGACCUUUCCGGUAAUUACGUCACAACUACACAGUUUUCAACUUAGGACCACCUUAAAUGGAAUGGAUUUUAAGUUUGUUUCUCACAGGCUGUGGUCAGAGAAGCAGAACAUCCUUCGUCAACACAUGCAUAAAAAAUAAUUUUGGAUUUUGACCAAUAAAUGUGGAAAUAAACUCAAACACGAAAACAAGGCUGAGGGGGCAAGAGGGGCUAUGGCGCUUCAGCCUCGUUUUCGUGUUUAAGCUUAUUUCCAGAUUUAAUAGUCAAAAUCCAAAAUUUUUUUAUGCAUGUGUUGAAGAAUGAUGUUCUGCUUCUCUGACCAUAGCCUGUGAGAAACAAACUUAAAGUCUAUUCCAUUUAAGGUGGUCCUAAGUUGAAAACAGUGUAGUUGUGACGUAAUUACCAGAAAGGUCUAUCGAGUUUGCGUUAGCAUUUCCAGUGUUCCAGUCGUUCCAGUUUACUAUACAGAUCAGUUUUCAAGAUGGAGGCCAUUCAAUGAGUGACUAUUUCGGUUAUCGUUCCAUGUUUCGCGCACCAAUAUAGGUUUAGGGUUAGGGUGUGUAUAUAUGUAUAUGGAGGUAUCCAGUUGACUUUGCAGUACACAAUAAUAUCCAUUACAUAACGUUUACUAUAUUGGUGCGCGAAACGUGGAGCAAUUACCACUAUUUCAAUCUCAAACAAUUUCUUCAUUUGUCAACGAAUUUUACCGCUUUUUUCUGUGGAUUUUGGAUCUAUAGUUGACUUGGCGGGUUUUUUUUCGUGCAACGUCUCUGGAAAUGCGGUAUCUGAACAGCUGAGUUUUUCGAAUUUUAUACGUUUAUACGGACUCACAGAAUGUAAACAAUGUUGUCUACGUUAGCGCAUAGCAUGCUCAGAGACCAUGAGCAUUUAUGGAUAACGUUUGUAUUUGUGAGUAAUACGUAAGUUUGUAAGUUUGUGUUUCAUUGGACAUUACGAAAACAUCUCCUGAGGAUCACGCCACGCUUUUAGCCUUUCACGCUUUGCGUUUGCGGUUCACGAUUUGUAUUCUUGUCUAUUGCACCAUAGCACGUAUGUCGUCAUUUUCAGGUCAGUGUGAACGCCAGAGCAGGCGUCUUGUUUAAGAAAUAGAAAGCGACUCACAUGCAAUUUAUGCCUUAUGGUGCACACACAAGGAAUGUUGGGAGAAAACGAUAGCGAGCUUCUCGAGUAUUCUCCCAACAUUCCCCGAAUGUAUUAUCAUGUCAUAAACACACAAGCCAAUUUUGUCUAUUUCUUUUAUCAUAUAAGAAGAUGAUAUUACCCAAUAAGCAAUCUUAAUUCGAUUUUAAAAUUCUCCUAGCAUGUAAUCAGUGACGUCAUGUGCAUGCUUUUACUCAUUGCUUAAGGUGGAGUAAUACGAGCAACAAAAUCACUGCAACUUGCAACAAAAUCUGAUUUCUACGCAUGUUUAUAAUUGAAAAUGUUUACACAUACAUUACAAAUCACAAGGCAACAUGUGUCAACAUUUCUAGUUAACUUGCGUUGAAAUCAGAUUUUGUUGCAAGUUGCAGCAAUUCUGUUGCUCGUAUUACUCCAGCUUUAGUAACAAACUUGAAUUUUCAGGCAGGAAUGAAAAACACAUAUCGUACAUUUUUGAAAUUAAACAGGGGGGAACUGUUUAAUUAAAAAAGACCAAAAAGAAACCAUCCUGAUAAGGAGACGAAUUUGCUGUAAAAUAGUUUUGCUGCAUCUUGCAAGCCAGAUUUAGCACUGCAAAAUCCACAUCAAGUUGUUUUGUUUUCAUGCUGAAAUUAUCAUUAACAGUGAACCAAAAUAUACCAGACAAGAACCAUGAAGAAGAAUAAUAAUAAUAAUAAUGGCUUUAUUUGUAGUACAUCCACGAGGUGGCUCUUCGCCUACUAAUUGCAAAUGCAAAAAAUAUAUACGACUAUGUACAAUACGUUAGGAAAUAGUAAAUAUAAGUAAUCGUAUAUAACUACAGUAUGUACAUGCUAAAAUAUAUAUUACAGUAUGAUAUUUAUAUAAUUAAGAAGUUCUCUCUGCUAGGUGGAUUUUAACUUUGCUCAAGAACUGCGCAAAGUUACUUUCGCAAAGUACCUGCCUCCCCGAUAUCUAUCUGCGAAAAUUCACUCGAAUCACAAUAAAAAAUCACUAAAAUCUCGGAAUAUAAAAAAUAUAUUGAUAAACUCUCGCUGUUUUUUCCCGCUCUCUGGCUCGUACACAUAAUUAGUAUUCCAUGUGCUCGCUUGUAGCACACGCGAGAUGUCCACGCAAUUAACCGCUCAGUCCUGACAUCACUGCAGUUUCUGAGUUCAGCAGGAAGUUUAUUAAAAACCUGUGCCGCUUGAUCUUGGAAUGUCCCUAUCUCUAGUUUGCUCACUAAUUCUAAUCUUGGAGCAGUUAGUGACCUCAAACUAUAGAAUUGUACAAUAUAUUGCUUCAAUUUUAUGGGAGAGACGAGAAUCCUCAGAAUAUAUCGACUUAUGUGCUAAUUUUGCAAUACUAUAUUUUAAGCGUUCUUCAGAUCCGCUACUGUGGCAUACCUCGACAGCACUGUAUUACUAUCAGUACGUAGCCUGCGCACAUGUUCUGCACCCUAUAUGUAAACGCUUUAGCUGAUAAUCUGGGACAGCGCUGAAUAGUGAAUACUACGUUACAAUAAUCCAGCUUGGGCAGGACCAAGCUUUCAACCAGCCGCUUACCAAUAUAAAACGGCGCCAGACAUUUCAAGCUUGACCUUUGCCUUUGGUUAUGAAAUGAGUUCACUUUUCCACCAAUCGCAUUGCAGAAUUACGCAGUUUUGUUUUAGUCUUGAAAAGGUUUCAUGCAUGGACCAAUCAAAUUAAAAUAUCAAGAAUUGAUUUCCAUUUUUAGCCAAUCACAUGCGUUGUUUUUAAUGAGGCUGUCAACAGCUUUUAAUUUUCACAUAUCGAUACUGUACCCUGUCACAUUUCAUGCAGCACUCGGAUUUCAUACAGCGCUAGCCGAAGAUAUGUCAGGCAGUUUUUAUUUGAAGCAUUUAAGGUACUUUCCUAGUGAAGUUUGUUUAACUUUUGUAACCUUUUUUUCUAUUUUUUGCGUAUUCCUAUAGCUUUUUGAAGUUUUUCUCGGCUUCUUUAAUUCAAACGGAAAAGCAGCUAUGAAACGUUCAUUUUAUUGCUUCUUGUCCCGUUGUCUCUUGUUGGCUGCUUUUGCAGUUAAUUUUGAAUUCGAACUAUUCUUUCUUGCUUUCUAACAAUUUUGGAUUUAAACCUCUCUCUAUAAUUCCUUUCACAUCAUUUUGCUAAGAAACUGGAGAAAAGCAAGAAAAUCGGAAAUUUUGGUCUUAUUUAAUUCAAAAUCCUUUUUCGUAGUCUUACGUACAGUAAUUCAAAGUCCUUAUUUCAAUCACAUAACUGUCAUGUAAUCCAAUGAGCAUUUAUACUGGAGGGCGGGGUGCAUAUCUUUUUAGGUGGGGUGGGAAAACGUUCUGGUGGGGUACAAAAUAGUUUUGGGGGUGUGCACCCCCUACCCCCCCCCGUCCCAGAAAAUCUGUCUAUAGAAAUUAGUACUGUAGUGCAUCGUUAGACCAUAUAAUGAUACUAAAACUGUCUGUACCAGUGUAGGUAGUACCAAUGUAGAAAUGCUGUGCUGAGUGGUUAUAUUACUACCUUAAAAAAUAAGCAGAAACUCGACGUUUCGAGCGAAGGCCCUUCGUGCGAAGCGAAGGCCCUUUCAAGCGAAGGCCCUUUCAAGCGAAGGCCCUACUAACUCUUGACGAAGGGCCCUCGCUCGAAACGUCCAGUUUCUGCUUAUUUUUUAAGGUAGUAAUAUAACCACUCAGCACAGCAUUCAUAUAAUGAUACGAAUGUAUCGCUUAUAAUAUGAUAUAAUAAUGAUAAUAGACGGCACUUGGACACUGUACACCUCCUAAUUUCUCAUCCAAUUUUCAUCUAAAUGCAAUCAAUUUGUCGACCUUGGGCAUUGUCUUUUUGUCCCACAAAUUUUCGUAUUAAGUUAGCGUGCUCACACACACAGAAAGUCAGGCAUACAUACAAAUGCGGAUGAAAACAUGCUAUUUAUAAUUCUAUAAUUCUUCUUAAUGAAUGUGUUAUAUUCAAUAUAUUGUCUAUAAUAUAAUAUUAUUUUUGCAGGACCUUUUGACUUCAAUUCCUAACUUUUCCAAAUAUUUACCCAGCCUAGUUGGCAUGGUUUCAUCGCUUCAUCUACAUGGCUUAUCUAGUAUGUUUUCUGUAAGUAAACUACAAUUAAUAUCGUAAAUUAAACAGUACAGUUCGGAGUAGUAAUAUAGGUACCGUUCGG